CUGGAACUGGAUUACAAAUCACAAUUUUUGAGGCAAACAUAACCUAUUUUGUGCCGUUACGUUUUGCAUCCAAAGUGUUAAAAUGUUUAGGAAUCAAUACGACAGUGAUGUAACUGUAUGGAGCCCCCAGGGCCGACUGCACCAGGUGGAGUACGCCAUGGAGGCUGUGAAAUUGGGCUCGGCGACUGUAGGUCUAAAAAGUGCAACUCACUCGGUCAUUCUUUGUCUGAAAAGAGCUUCGUCGGAACUAGCGGCCUACCAGAAGAAGAUCAUACCGAUCGACAAGCACAUCGGUAUUUCGAUUUCUGGGCUCACUGCAGAUGCGAGAAUUUUAAGCCGUUACAUGCGUACGGAAUGCCUGAAUUACAAGUACUCCCUUGACACCCUGCUGCCAAUCGCUCGCCUAAUCGGCCAGCUCGGCAACAAAAUGCAGCUGUGUACGCAGCGAUACGAUCGGCGGCCGUACGGUGUCGGUCUCCUAGUCGCCGGCUACGACGACCAAGGCCCCCACAUUUAUCAGACGUGUCCGUCCGCGAACUUCUUCGACUGCAAGGCGAUGGCAAUUGGUGCGCGCUCGCAAAGUGCCAGGACGUACCUCGAGAAGCACCUGGACGAAUUCGCCGACUGUCCCCUCGACGAGCUGGUCAAGCACGGUCUGCGAGCGGUCCGCGACACCCUACCCAACGAAGUCGAGCUCAGCACGAAGAACGUCUCGAUCGGUUACGUUGGCAAAGGGCAAGAUUUCAAAAUCUUGGACGACGACGAAAUUGGAAUUUUCCUAUCCAUGAUCGAAGGCGAAGAAAGGAGAGUCGGCGGGGGAAGCGGCGGUACCGGUGACGAGGUGAUACGUCCAGAACCGACGGGGGAAGAGGACGAACCCCGAGAUCCUAUUCCGGCAGUCGCCAUGGAUACGGAGUAAUUUUGUUAAGCAUAAUUUCCGGUUUUCUACGUGUCGUUUGUACUUUCAAUGAUCAAGGUGUUGUGCCGUGACUGUUUCGACUUGAAACAGUCACGGCACUCAAGCUUGAAUGGUAAAUAAAACGUUUAUUGAUUUA
Messenger RNA from Photinus pyralis (common eastern firefly), 1055 nucleotides. Its product is annotated as proteasome subunit alpha type-1-like. Bases 83 to 919 code for a protein of 278 amino acids. Lineage: Eukaryota; Metazoa; Arthropoda; Insecta; Coleoptera; Lampyridae. The transcript has a single exon. Gene Ontology annotation, biological process: ubiquitin-dependent protein catabolic process. Gene Ontology annotation, cellular component: proteasome core complex, alpha-subunit complex; proteasome core complex; nucleus. The record is from RefSeq and is a predicted model, not a curated record.